Colletotrichum acutatum is the source of this 2034-nucleotide messenger RNA. Its product is annotated as carboxylesterase. The record is from RefSeq and is a predicted model, not a curated record. The transcript has 2 exons. Bases 251 to 1903 code for a protein of 550 amino acids. NCBI's taxonomy places the organism in Eukaryota, Fungi, Ascomycota, Sordariomycetes, Glomerellales, Glomerellaceae.
GCGGUUUUUGUCAAAUUCCUCCAAUCAGGCGUGUUAGGGUCCCGGCCGGCAACACUUUUCCUAGCGGUUGAGCAAUGACAGCGAGAAACGCGAUGAACGCGAUGAGCGCAUCAGGGGAAGACAGCGAGCCUCGAUGCUACGCUAGAAGGCGUAUAAAAAAUGGUACAUAGAGGAAAGGGGACGCUCAGUGAAAGUGAGAGGGACUGAGUAGCAGAGAAGAGCAGCAGCUUGAUCCUCCUUCUUGUUUUCCAUGUCUCGGUUGUCAUUUUUGUUUUCCGCUGUCGCGGCUUGCUUGAUCCAGGCCGUGGCAGCUCAAGAGCCUACAGCCCAGGUCCUCAAUGGCACUUAUGAAGGCCGUCAUCUAGCUGAGUGGGACCAAGAUGCCUUUCUCGGUGUCCCUUUUGCGCAGCCUCCGGUUGGCCAGUUGCGGUACAAGUGGCCUCAAAGCCUCAACACUUCCUUCGAAGGCACAAGAGAUGCCACGGAACAGGGCUACAGCUGUAUGCAGUUUAGAGGGACCUUCAACAUGUCCGAGGACUGCUUGACCCUCAAUGUUGUUCGUCCAGCUGGAAAGCCUGAGAAGCCGCUCCCGGUUCUCGUAUGGAUCUUUGGUGGCGGUCUAUACACUGGGUCAAUUGCCGACCCUCAAUACAACCUCUCAGGCAUUGUCAAAGUCGGCCAGGACAUGGGCCAGCCCAUUAUCAGCGUCGCCAUGAACUACCGUCUCAACAUGUACGGCUUCCUACAAACACCUCAAAUCCUCGCCGAAGGCUCCAGUAACGCGGGUCUGCUGGACCAGAGGUUGGCGCUCCGGUGGAUCCAGGAGAACAUCGCGGCGUUUGGUGGAGACCCGGACCGGGUGACGAUCUGGGGCGAGAGUGCCGGGGCCCAGAGCAUCGCCUACCACAUGUUCAGCUACGACGGCCGGGACGACGGCCUCUACCGCGCCGCAAUCCUCGAGAGCGGCGGGCCGACGGGGGCUCAGGUGCAGGACCUGGCUUACUACAACGCCCCCGUCGAGAAUCUGACGCGCAGCGUCGGCUGUUGGACCGCCAAAGACCAGUUGGCUUGCCUCCGCGGCCUUAGCCAGACGCAACUCUUUGCAGGAAACCCCAGUCAAGUGUGGAACCCAAUGAUUGAUGGUGACUUCCUGACGGGCUACCCGAGUCAACUGAUCCGCGAAGGCAAGUUUGUCAAGGUGCCUCUCUUGACCGGCGCCAACAGCGAUGAAGGCAUCAACUUCAACCCCAACAGCCCCAAGCCAAACACUGAGACGAACCUCUUCAACGGCUUCACUUGGUGGCGCUCCUAUGCCCUCUCCCCGCCGACGAUCAGAAAGCUCUUUGAGCUGUACCCCAAUGACCCCUGCACCCAGCCGCCGCUUUCCAUCACGAACUGUUCCGUGUACCCGGAAUAUGGCCUGCAGUGGCGGAGGGGUGCCUCCAUCGGCGGCGACCUAGUCAUGAUCUCGGGCCGCCGCAAGAUGUGCGAGCUCUACGCCGUCUCUCAGCCCGUGUACAGCUACCGCUUCGACCAGCUGCUCUGGAACCGCAAGCAGAUUGAGGGAGUGCGGCACUUUGACAACGUCGCGUACAGCUUCCAGAACAUAUCUGGCCUGCUCGGGCCGUCGCCGCAGUAUGACAGCCACGUGCGCUUCGCCCGCGCCAUUGGGGAGGCCUAUGUGCGCUUCCUCUACGAGACGGAUCCGAACCCGAAGGCUGGCAGUAAUGGGACAUUUACAAACGGCACGUCGCUGUUGCCUUAUUGGCCCAAGUAUGACUUAAGUGCCCCCAAAAACUUGGUAUUGAACGCAUCCAAGAGCUAUGUGGAGGAUGAUACAUGGAGAAAAGAGGGCAUAGACUUCAUCAACACAUACGAGGUAGCGAGAGAACUUCUUGCAUGAUGGAUUGGCCUGCAGUUGGGUUUCCGAGAGCUGGUCUAGUAUCUAGCAUCGGGCAGCAGAUGGGUAAUCGGCAUCGUCCAGCGUACAGAGUACAUAGAUGACACAGCAAUAAGCAAUGUUAGUUAAUCACG